AAUGACGCAUUGGCCACACAAUCGAACUCAAAUGCGAGAAACUUCUUUUUACUCUUCUCCACAUAACGUAAACCUUCCACCAUGACCAUGACCUUCCACUUUCGAACAUAAAUUCCUGUUUUAAAUCUGUCGACUAAUCAUAGCUUUGCUUCUUUCCGCGAAUCUCCAUGGCAACCGCUCAGAUCACCGAAGAAUACCCCAUUACCCACGACCCGACGCGGGCUCCCGUGCCCUUUGGACGGUGGGCCCCGGAGCUACUUACAAGAUGGCUGAACACCGGGGAUGUUCAUGAGAAGCAGAGGACGCUCUUCACGCUUUGUGACUUCCUGCAUGAUCCUGAACAGAUCACGGCGUGCCUGGCAACAGACCUCGUCCCAGCGCUCUGCCGGCAACUGGAGCACACCGAUGCCACGGUGCGCCAGAAGGCCGCCCUGUGUCUCGGGGUGAUCUCUGGACAUGCUAUAGGACGGGAGGACCUGCUGAAGAAUGAUGUGUUGACACAUCUGAGCUGGAGGUUUACUGAUGGGGUGCCUCUGGUGCGGAGGAAUGUCCAUCAGGUGGUCGUGUCGCUCCUGAGGACUCCGGAAGGAGUCAGCGCCGGUCUGGAGGUGAACCUCACACCUCUCCUUCUCCAGAGGGUGGUCUGCGAACUACCGGAGAUAGUGCUGCUCUGUCUACGGUCUCUACAGCCGCUCCUCAAAGAGGACCCGAAGCGCGGCCUUCUUCUCGGCGCAGUUCGCACGAUGAACAAACUGCUCCGUUCAGAAAUCUCCUCCAUCCGCGCCUGCGCAGCCAGCUGCCUGCACAACCUCUGUCGUCCCACACAAGGAAAAAAUGAAGCCACAGUCCUUGGUUCCAUCCCCCUGCUGGUGACGUUGUUGAAGGACUGGGAUCCAGCUGUACGCACCCAAGCCGCUGCUGCGCUGGGUAGUGUCUUAGUCACCACACCUGCCAAGAAGCUAGCAGUGACGCUGCCAACAUUACGACAUUUACUCGAUCUUGCUGUAGAGUUUGCGGUCCCUGCUGCUCAGAUGCUGGCUAUCCAGGCGCUGGCGGUGCUGGCGGCACACCCGGAGGCGAGGAACAAGUUGAGGGAACAUGUCGAGGUGUUUGAAGACGCGAUGAGGAGUGAGGAGGAGGGGGUGAGAGUGUGUGCGAAAAGGGCGAUGGAAGAGGUGAUGUGGGUUCCGUGAAAGGAGGUGUGGAAGUCGUGGGAGGUGGUAGAGUGGUGAGGUAUGAGCGGAUGUCUGUGGAAGGAGAUGAUGGACGUCAUAGUGACGAUUACGCGAAGUUAAUAGCUUCGUAUAUUUUUAUGUGUGUUUACAAGGAAAACAAAACAUUGCAGAAUAAGUGUAGGUAUUGUAAAUUAUUGUCGUUUAUUGGACACAUAAAGCCGGUAAAUAAUGUAUCACCAACGUUUUCUGUCUCGUAAAUCGUCUGUCUUUGUAUGGUCUGUAACUGUUGACUCUUUUGCAGCUUUUUUAUCUGUUGAAACCCAAAUAAGGCUGACGAUGGUUAUACAAAUAUAUAUCUUCUAUAUUCCCCAACAGA
Amphibalanus amphitrite is the source of this 1551-nucleotide messenger RNA. RefSeq names its product radial spoke head 14 homolog. The record is from RefSeq and is a predicted model, not a curated record. The transcript is spliced from 4 exons. Lineage: Eukaryota; Metazoa; Arthropoda; Thecostraca; Balanomorpha; Balanidae. The coding region runs from base 168 to 1193 and encodes 341 amino acids. Gene Ontology annotation, molecular function: protein binding.